AUGCUUUUAUAUCGAGAUAAUUUGAGCAUAGCUCGACUUGUGCGAAAUCUCAUUCACACACACACACCAAAUGAAAAAAGUUUCAUGCAUGCCCCUUCUCAUUAUAAUAGAAACAAAAUAAUUUUGUUAGAACUUAGAGAAGUAACUUCUUUGCUUACCCAAACACGCUCGUUCCUUGACGGGAGGUCUCUCAGGGGGUACAUCAGAGUUGAUUCUCUGUUAGUAUCAUUUCAAAUCUUGAGUCAUCUGUCAAUUGAAAUAUGUAUGAUAGCAAAAUUUGUCAACCAAGAUAAUCUUACUUAUCUCAGCAUGGUUGUAAAUUGCCUGCUUGAGGCGAGCCUCACAGUUCACGCUGCUCAAAUUCAUCCUGAUGUUUCGAAUUCUUGUGGGCAUCCGCCAAUGCCAAGCUACUCCAACCUAUAUACAGCCCCAAAAUCUGAGAAACUUCCUAAAUUUAAUAAAAUACCUUCUGGUCUUAACCGACAACCUCAUUCUCUCCUCUCUUGGGUGAUGACAUUUAUAAUGAAUGAUUUGACCUGUGUGGAAGUGGAGUUUUUAAUGAAACGAGAUACUUUCUGUUUUGUGCAUGGGACUAAGCACCAGGUUGUUGAUCAUACAUCCUCAUAUUAUCUUCCUAAUCCUGCUGUGGCAUCAUGGAGCACGCAUGGGGAGCAUCAUAUCUUGAGGGAAAAUGGAACCCUGUCUAAUCCCAGUUACCACCGUGAUCAGCAUGUGGAGCCAAGCUCAAGAAAUGUUCAAGAUGGGAUGAAUGUUGCGUCCAUUGCUUCUACAUUAAAUUCAGGAGGGGCAAAUGUUGCACAAGGUUAUUGUGGUUAUGCUAGCUAUCCAAACAUCGAUCCAUAUGGAUACAACGGCUCAGGAUAUCCUGGUUAUUAUAGUGGCUACCAACAGCAACCCAAUCAAUAUCAACAGCAAUCCAAUCAAUACCAACAGCAGUCCAAUCAAUCAUAUCCUCAGCCUAUAGGAGCUUACCAAAACACAGGUCCUCCUUAGCAGCCUCUUUCUUCAUUUCAGAAUACGUCUUACACUGGACAUGCAAGUUAUUCAAGCACUUACUACAAUCCUGGUGAUUAUCAGACUUCUGGAAGUUAUACAAGUGGUGCCUACGGUGCUCAGACCAACUUGUGGCAUGGCAGGCAGUAUGCAGAAUACAGUUCUAAUCAAUAUCCAAGCUACAAACCCGAAACAAAUGCAGCUUAUAGUUCUACCACUGAUGUUGCAACCUCACAAUAUCAGCAACAUUAUAAGCAAUGGUCAGAGUAUUAUAAUCAAAGUCACACGGAUGUUAGCUGUGCUCCUGGGACAGAGAACUUGUCCGUUACUAGUGCAUCUAAUCUUAGUUGCUCUGUUCCUACUUAUUCAGCUUCAAACUACCAGCUGCCGGCACCUAAUACCCCGUCUUGGAGGCAGGAGUCUAGUUCAUCUGAGUCUACACCCUUGCAGCUUGGCGUAGUAAGUGGAAGUAUCAAUGAAGGUUACUGGAAACAGGGCACUCCUGCUUUGCAAGAUAACUAUUCUAAUUCUCAACUACCGCAUGUUCAAAAGCCCCUGGAUGCAAAUCCUACUUAUGGAAGUUUUCAGAAUCAACAGCAGUCUAUAUUUGCUCAUGGUUCCAGCACAAAAUACCCACCAUCUCAACCAGUAUCCCAAUCAUCCUUUCAAACUGUAUCACAACCUCUUGAUUCCCAUAUGGUAAACAAACUGCUGAUUCCAACCAAUCCCAGAAUUACUUCAAACUUGGUGUUGGGUUCACCAAAAACUGACAAGGAAAGCACUACAGCUAGCACAGAUUCAAAGCCAGCCUAUGUCGGUGUUUCAAUGCCUAAGCCAAAUGAGAAAGCAUCGUCUCAUGAUGCAGCUGAUUCUGUGCUUAAGCCUGGCGUGUUCCCCAACUCAUUGCGUGGUUAUGUUGAAAGGGCUUUUGCUCGUUGCAAAGAUGAUAUGCAAAAGGCAGCUUGUCAAGCUACAAUGAAGGAGGUCAUAACCAAGGCAAUUGCUGAAGGGAUGCUUUAUACGAGAGAACUCCAAAAAACCAACUUGGUGGAUAGCAGGUCUGGACAUAAGCUAUACAACUUUUUGGAUGCAUUUUCUGGUUAUCAUCAAAUCCUCAUGGCCGAGGAAGAUCAAGAAAAGACAUCAUUCAUGGCCGAUUCCGCCAUAUACUGUUAUAAGGUCAUGCCCUUCGGUUUGAAGAAUGCAGGGGCAACAUACCAAAGGCUCAUCAACAAAGUCUUUGCUAACUUGAUUGGAAGGAAUGUGGAGGCGUACGUUGAUGACAUGGUGGUCAAGAGCAAACAGGUGGACUAGCAUAUUUCAGAUCUUGAAGAGGUUUUCGACACCUUGCGAAAGUACGGAAUGAAGUUGAACCCCGCAAAAUGUGCAUUUGGCGUGG
Olea europaea var. sylvestris is the source of this 2413-nucleotide messenger RNA. RefSeq names its product SAC3 family protein A-like. Lineage: Eukaryota; Viridiplantae; Streptophyta; Magnoliopsida; Lamiales; Oleaceae. The record is from RefSeq and is a predicted model, not a curated record.